UAGCCUGGUUUUUAAUUAAUGAUUUUGUCACUGUUUGGUCUGACGCGUGAUGCAGGUCCUUGAUGCAGGUUCAAUUUGAUCUGGCAUACUGGGUGGGGCUAAACCGCGGGCUUUAAAAACCGUUCAACCAAGGGAAGAAAUCCAGUGCAGAGAAUGACACUUGGAAGUGUUUUGAGAUUGGUGCUAUUGACCUUAGUUGUAGGUCACGUGAUAAGUAGUAGAAACAGAUUACAAAAGGUACAAACUGUAGUGAAGAGUCUGGCUAGACAGAUUAUGUUGCAACAGAUGGGAGUGGAGGAAAAACUCAGGCAAGAUGGCGGGUCCGGUCUGAAACAAAUCCGGCUGGACCUGGACGGGCCCAAACUCUACUACGUCACCAGCCACAGUGGUCUCACUAUGAACCACAUCCACGACCACAGCAGCACAAUUCGGACGUUGGGCGUAGGGGCAGGACAGUACGUUCUAAACGGUGUUGAGUUUCGGACCCGCCAUGAAAAUUUCAAGCUGCAGAUGCCCGGUAAAACAAAACUGAACGGGGAAGUUGAAGACAUACCUUUCCCUCCAGUACCCCAAAAUAUACUAGCGAUGCCGACCGUUGAACAACAGAUCAAUGAACUACGUCAAUAUUUCCUAGCCUUCUCCAAAAGCGACACAAGGAUACGGAACUACACCCCGUACUUCAGGCCUGUCCUAUGUUACCUAGAAGGUGCAUGGGUCAACAAGACGGAGAACUUAAAACCUCAUCUAAUGGAAGGUGACCACGGUGUUGAUAUCGAGACGUAUUUUGACCUACAGGAGAGGAAUCGGUUUAACGGCCACACCGGCAAGGUCAGUCUCAGGGAGAAUCACCCGCUGUUGCCGACGAUCAUUUCCAAGAUCUCGGACUUUGGUUCCCCGACAUACGGCCAGUGGGACUACAGGAUACUCUGUUAUCCCAUCGAUGACAGCCCACAUUACGAGGGGUACCUCAAACUGUCGAUUCUACAGCCUCUGGACGAUCUGAGUGUCCGACUUUCAAGAAAUCUGCCGUGGUACCUGUACCAGAUGUCGCCGGCUGCGAGGUUUUCCAUUCAACACCGUUGGGACAAUAAAAUGAAGUAUUUUUACUAUCGGGAUUAUAUCAUGCAGGAAAUACCAGGACGGGACAACCAAAUGGUCGACAUUAACGAAACAUCUUUCGGCGGUGUGUGGUUCAAUGGCGGAUAUAAAACAGCAAAGGUCCUCAAUGUGGGGAAAUACCACCACAGAUACAAGGGGUUUAGAAGUUACCGUUCUGAUAUGCUGGGCUUCAGUGACCCCAAUGCUUACUUUGCGGAAACUACACAAGAAGAUGUCGUACCAGUGUCUUUAAAAAACAAAGGUAAACUAAACGUGAAACGGAAUACUUGGGCCAUACCUCUGGAGAUUGUUUACCUGACCCCGCUGCUGUCGUGGAACCCUUACAACAUCACCCACAUUCCAGACAAGGAUUACGUCACCAGGGACGGCAGGCACGGCGGUAACACACCCACAACGGCGUACGACGGGUAUCAUAAUGAGUUAUUUCACAUCACGCCCUUUGAAUUCUUUGCAAGGGACGAUCCCAAUUACGCGUUUGCUAAAAGAGUGGGCGUUCUAGACUCGCGGGGAAUGUUAAGGAAUUUGACCGCGUCCGGCACCAGAGUCUUCUUGCCCAACAUCCCGGAUGUUGGCGUUAUACGUACACGGUUCCCUAUCGUGCCAGUCCACGGGGAGUUCAGCCCGCCAUGGAAAGAGAUCAACGCUCUGAAAAAGAUCGUGAAGGAGAUGCACAAACACGGUGACCUCCUGUACAAAAAACUGAUCAAGCCUUAACUACCUACGCUCUGAAGAGGUUUUAUUUAACCAAUAUGUAUCACAUGUUUGUGAAUAUGACUUGUAUUCGCUGUUUUAUUUCAAACACCUUGGCGUCAUUAUGUGUAAAUAAAAGUAGUUUUGUCUCUUAUAUCUGAAGUCCAAAUAUUUGCCACUAUUCCAUUGAAAUCAUCAUCGGGUUCUUACCUAUUCCAUGUAUAUUUUUGGUUAGUUUCCGUAUUUAACUUAAGUUAACAUUUUGGUGAAAUAAAAUACCUGUAAAAUGUGUAAAGCAGAC
Molecule: messenger RNA, 2110 nt
Organism: Physella acuta
Lineage: Eukaryota; Metazoa; Mollusca; Gastropoda; Physidae
Source: RefSeq, a predicted model, not a curated record